Messenger RNA from Pedinophyceae sp. YPF-701, 1092 nucleotides. The record is from the annotation of a GenBank genome assembly. Lineage: Eukaryota; Viridiplantae; Chlorophyta; Pedinophyceae.
AUGGCGCCCGCGGGGCCCGGGACGUCCCGCGGGGGCGGCGUGGACGCGAUGCUCGCCCAGAUGCGUCGCGAGCUCUCGUGCGAGAUCUGCGGGCAGCUGUUUCGCGACCCGCACACAGUCCCGGGGUGCGGCCACAGCUAUUGCUACGCCUGCAUCAUGGGGUGUAUCCAGGGGGUGGGCGCGAAGCGCGCCGAGUGCCCGGGGUGCAAGCUGCCUGUUUGGAAGAACGACCUCGUGGCGAACAUUCAGUACAAGAACCUCGCGGAGACCUUCGAGGCGACGUUCGGCAGCACAGCGGACAAAGCACACGCGGCGGGAACGCCCUCGCGCGCCGACGCGACCCCGAACGCAGCUGAGGCCGACGCCAUGGACAAGCUCACCAACGACAUGAUGCGGAUGACGCCGUCCGACGCGGAGCCGUGCACCACGCGCGGCGGCGCGGCCGAGGGCGGUUCUCCCGCGUCUGCACCGGCGCCUGUAGGCCCGCCGAAGCUCCCUUCCUUCACGUCCACGAUGCUCAGACAGAUCUACAGCCUGACGGGGGUGGCGCCCGAGGACGGGUUCGAGGCAGAGAUCGACGCCAGGGUCGCGGAAAUCGCCUUGUCCCUCGCGCAGGGAGCGCCAGGCGAGGCCGCGGGUGGCUGGCCGGACGCGGCGGACCAGGCGCUGCUCGCCGACCUCCUCGACGAGGUCGACGCCCUGACGAGGGAGCUCGAGACGCAGACGCACACGCAGGCACCAGCGGAACGCACAGGGCGCGUGCUGCUGCCCGUCGGGCUCACCGACGAGCAGUCCGAGGAGCUCUGCACCGCCGCCAGCCGGCUCGGGGCUCUGUGUUUGCCGCCGGGCGAGGACAAGGACGGCCUGGACUUUUUAGGCCCCGGGGACGUCUCCCACGUCAUCGUGGGGGGCAAAGGGCUGCAACUGAGCGGCACGCUGUGCGAGUCGGGAGAGAUCGCCGCGGCAGUGCGCCGGGCGGCGGGGCGGUUUCCAAGGAGCGACCUGGUGCACGCGGGCUGGGUCGAGGCGUCGCUGGAGCAGGGCGUCUGGCUCGAGGAGGCGCCCUACCGCGUCCCUUGCCGCCGCUCAUAG